Amphimedon queenslandica is the source of this 670-nucleotide messenger RNA. RefSeq lists its product as uncharacterized. The record is from RefSeq and is a predicted model, not a curated record. The annotation marks the transcript as partial. The transcript is spliced from 7 exons. NCBI's taxonomy places the organism in Eukaryota, Metazoa, Porifera, Demospongiae, Haplosclerida, Niphatidae.
AUAAGAAUAAGAUUGGGAGUCACGCACAGCAGUGUUCAAAGAUUAAGCUACCAGAACCAACCCUCGGGGAUAUAUCUAAGGCUAAUGAGAUAUUGAAAUGGUCGGGUCACCUCAAAAUGAAAUUACAUGGACAGAAUUACUCCAUUAUUGGUUACUUGACUGCUAAAAUGGACAGCGAGGAAAGAUUUAUUCAUUCCGGCUCCUGGUCCAGUAACAUUAAUCUCAUUCCACUGACUGGCUCUGCUUCUAGAAUAUUCUGGAAGACUCUACAAGGCCCAGAGGUCAAACCGCUUGACCUUUUCUUCAACGUGUUAGUCGUUGACUCUCGCUCUGCUGCUUUCCAGAAACUAACAAAGAAAAAGAUUAAUGCAGUGACUGGCCUAAAGCCUAAGAUUACAUCUGGUAGGAGAGAGCUCACUAUUUUGUACAUUUACUGGAGCGACACUGAGAAAAGAAUGAAGGCUUGUGUGGCUGAGCUUCAGAACUAUUUAGUCAAAGAAAUGCAGAAUAAACUUCAGCAGCUGAAGAGAACCUCACAACUGAAUGAAAUCACACUGGAGACCUCAAGGUCAGGGUCCCACAGGGGUGGUUCCUCCAGUCGCUCAACUGCUCCUGGCCCUACUAACCACUCCUCUCAACCUGGCACUGAUCGCAGAGGAGGCGGAGCAUC